CGCACAGUCCAAACAUAAUACGAAGUCUAAUGUCAAAAUGAUUUGUUUUGAUGUGCUUCAAUAGUGAAAAAAUCAUAAAUUCUUUACAAAACACGGUCAAAUAAUAAGAUUCCUUCAACAGUCGAGCCAUGGCCGAAGCCACAAUUACCAUGAAUCAAAAUACAUUUCAAAAGUCAGCGGAACCGUUGCACAUUCAGCGAUUGGAAGCUUGCCUCGAUCUCGGUCCGUUCAUGAAAUAUGCUCAAGAUAUCCUCUCACGGCCGCUAACCAGCAGCGAUGACAGCGAUUCGGAUGUGAAUCCGGAGAUCUUAGGACCCGGUGAUCGGGUAAUGAAUGGAGUUGUUUCAUCACAAUCAGGUCGCCGCAAUGACAAAAGUGUUAUGUAUAACUUCACGAAUGUUGGAAACGACCGUAAAUGGCUGCAAGAUUUGUUGCUCAGCGACACCGACUCAGAUGAAAAUGUCAGCGACGAAGACGAGUACAUCAAGACAAUGCUAAAAGAUCAUGUGAAGGAGCAAAAAUAUCGUCGGAAAUACUACACAAAUGCAAAUAAUGCCCAGUACGGCUAUUACGGCACCGGUUUACUGUCCAAUUUCGACAGCUUCUACGAGCACCGACGGUCGAUCGUUGGAACAAAGAAACGGAAAUACAAAAAGUCGGACAAAACGAAAUUGUCGAAGAAGAAGCUGCAAAAGCUGAAAAACGAGAUGAUGGAGGAUGGUGACCUAGAUGGAGCCGACAUCGAUUGGGAUGAUUUGUCGAUGUUGAAAGACGACGACGGUUUCGAUUCAAAGCCACACAGUCCGGGUGGCGGUCCAUCGAAACGUGGUCGCAAGAAGCAAGCGCUACUCAAAACACCAGAAGUAUUGGCGGCACGGCGACGAAAAAUCUGGCAAUUGAUGGCCAAAAAGGAAUUGGGUAAAGUUCAGCGAGCCAAGGCGAACAAUCACAAAGAAGUGUUAACGAGUUGCAAACGGUACGCGACCAUGUGCAUGAAAGUGUCCCGACAGAAGGCAAUGAUGUCGCAGAAGAAUAUGAAGGAAACGGUUUGGCGUGCCAAGAGAUUAACGAGAGAAAUGCAAGGAUAUUGGAAGCGGUACGAUCGAGUCGAGCGUGAGACGAGGCGACGUAUGGAGAAAGAAGCAGAAGAACAACGAAAGCACGACGUUGAACUAAUCGAAGCGAAGAGGCAACAGAGGAAACUAAACUUUUUGAUCACACAGACCGAGUUGUAUGCGCAUUUCAUGUCGAAAAAAUUGGGUCUUGGUACUGAAGAGGAACAGUUACGAAUUCUCAAUCAAUUGGACGAAGAAGCACAUCCCCGACUGGCCGCUAUCGACGAUUACAACAGCGAUCGAAUGAAACAAAUUGCUCAAAAAAAUGCAGCCGAAGCAUUCAACAUGGAAAGACAGCGAACCAAAGAAUUCGAUCUGUUGGCCAAUUAUCAACCGAAUCCGGAACCAAUUAAAAAGGAAGAAGAACUACCCCAGCCGAACAUAUUCGCUGGAAACCUUAAAGGCUAUCAGAUCAAAGGAAUGACCUGGCUGGCCAAUCUGUACGAUCAAGGCAUCAGUGGCAUUCUGGCCGACGAGAUGGGUCUGGGCAAAACGGUCCAGUCGAUAGCAUUUCUCUGCCACAUCGCUGAAAACUAUGGCGUUUGGGGUCCGUUCUUGAUCAUAUCACCGGCAUCAACGUUACACAAUUGGCAACAGGAAAUGCAACGAUUCGUACCGGAUUUCAAGGUCAUACCGUACUGGGGAUCGCCGAACGAACGGAAAAUUCUGCGACAAUUUUGGGAACCGAAAGACUUGCACACAAAAGAUGCGAGCUUUCACGUUGUCAUAACCAGCUAUCAGCUGAUUGUGUCGGACUACAAGUAUUUCAAUCGAUUGAAGUGGCAGUACAUGAUAUUGGAUGAAGCACAGGCGAUCAAAAGUUCAUCGUCCGUUCGAUGGAAGAUGUUGUUGGGAUUCAAUUGUCGGAAUCGAUUGUUACUUAGUGGAACGCCCAUUCAGAACAGCAUGGCUGAGUUGUGGGCAUUGCUUCAUUUCAUUAUGCCGACGUUGUUCGACUCGCACGACGAAUUCAACGAAUGGUUCUCGAAAGAUAUUGAAAGUCAUGCGGAGAACAAGACGGGAAUCGAUGAAAAACAAAUCUCUCGCCUCCAUAUGAUCCUCAAACCGUUCAUGUUGCGUCGAAUCAAAAAAGACGUGGAAAAUGAACUGUCCGACAAGAUCGAAAUCAUGGUCUACUGCCCGUUGACGACACGGCAGAAGCUGCUGUACAUGGCACUGAAACGGAAAAUUCGCAUCGAAGAUUUGCUGCAAUUCACCGACCGUACUUCGGAAGGUCAUGGACAAAUUAUGGACAAAAAUUUCACAUCCAGCCUGAUGAAUCUGGUCAUGCAAUUCCGGAAAGUGUGCAACCAUCCGGAAUUGUUUGAGCGACGUGAUGCCAAGAGUCCGUUGUAUUUGCCGUACAUUGAGUACGUUGUACCGAAAUUAGUGUAUGACGAAUGUCUGCUGGUUCGUGCAAUGCCCAGCAAACGGCACUUACUGUUCAACAAAUUCAGUAUUUACAACGCAAAUACCAUCCACCGAUCGUUGACUCCACAUCACGCUGACGACAGUUCCGUCGAAUACACCAGACAUGUUGACUUAAAUAUUGGAAAUGGCUUCUCGUUCACUCGAUUCUGCGACAUUAGUCCGCAUGAAUUUGAGAAGUUUAGCAUUGACGGUCUAAUAUUCAUGUUACAACGAUGCGAACACCUGUUUCGUCUGCUAUUACUUUUGGCUUACCGCAGUCAAUGGUGGCAAGGAUCCACCAAAUGUCUGUCAUCAUUACUCUUGGAAGCGACGUUAAAGAAAAACUUAGCGCUGCAGAGUAGUCCAACUGUAAAGGGACUUCUAUUCACAAAGAUGGUUCCAUCCCAUCAAUCCGUCUACACAUUUACGCAACACACCGUCAAUUCGAUGGCCGAAACUGUCGAACAUCGGAUCAUACGCAGCAAACAUGCCCGCCAAUCCGAAUUAAUCGUCGAGGUGCGCAAUGAAUUGAGUGUCGAUGAUUUCACGCCGAAAAAGCAGUUGUCGCCAUCGAAACCAUCGUCGUCAAAAAUGGACACAUCGCCGAAAUCUACCCAUCAAAGUACUUUACUUCCCGCCUUCCACCACAUUCCACGUCUGCAACGGAAAUUCGAAUGCCAACCGACAACGAUGCCAAAUUUUUUGUACGGCAUUGGACCAAAGGUUACAACUCGAGGCGUUCGGCAAUACACCGCCAGUCGAUCGGCAGCAUGGACUGCAAUCCGACACGAACAAUGCGAAAACCCUAUCGGUCAAGAAUUGGUUCGCGAUGGCCUGGAUGUGUGUCGUCCGCAUUGCGGUUGGUCCAAUAUCAGCGUACCGGAUAAGCAAACAUUGAUAUCGGAUGCUGGUAAACUGACCGUGUUAGACGCUUUGUUAACGAGACUGAAGGCACAGAAUCAUCGGGUGCUGAUCUAUUCACAAAUGACAAAAGUGAUUGACUUGUUAGAGGAGUAUAUGUGGCAUCGAAAACAUCGAUACCAUCGACUUGACGGAUCCAGUAAAAUAUCUGCUCGUCGUGAUAUGGUUGCCGAUUUUCAAAAUCGAUCGGACAUUUUUGUAUUCUUACUGUCAACGAGGGCUGGAGGACUGGGUAUCAACUUGACUGCUGCCGAUACGGUAAUAUUUUACGAUUCCGAUUGGAAUCCAACAGUCGACCAGCAAGCGAUGGAUCGUGCCCAUCGUCUCGGUCAAACGAAACAAGUCACCGUCUACCGUCUCAUCUGUAAAGGAACGAUUGAGGAGCGCAUCUUACAACGUGCACGUGAAAAGAGUGAGAUCCAACGUAUGGUCAUAAGUGGUGGCAACUUUAAACCAGAUACACUUAAGCCAAAGGAAGUCGUAUCGCUAUUGCUUGAUGAUGAAGAAAUUGAGCUCAAGUAUCGGCAACGUAACGAAGAAAGGAAAAGCAUAACCGGUGAUGAUCAGCCUAAAGUAGAGAAAGAGAAAGAUAAGAAACGAAAACCAGUGGCAUCGACAUCAAGGCAGUCAUCACUAGAGGCGUCGAAAAAAAUCAAAUUGGAAGAUGCGGAUGAUUUCCCUUUCACGGAAACGGCUAGUGGUAUGGCCAGUCCCGCUCACAGUGAUGCAUCGCACGAAAGUAAUAAGUUUGUUCCCGAACCAGUCGUCGGUCACGAUGAAUCCAGCAACGAAGCACUAAUUGUCGAUUGUGACAGUCCCAGCGAUCAUGAUGCUCCUGCCUCGUUUUCGUACGAUAUGCUUGGCAAAUCAAGACGAAGACAUCCACCGAGAGGAGCCAAACGAGGAAGACCACGUGGAUCUAGACGCGGUGGUGGCACUGGCAGUCUUGGACGGUCAGAUACAUCGGCUAAGGGUUCGAUUGGAGGCCUAGCCCAACCAGGCGAUAACAUAUCAAUUCCGCCGGCAAUUCCACAGGCAAAACGUGGACCGGGUCGACCGCGAUUGAAGCCAAACGGUCCCGGCAAUCAGGGCCAACGAACACCGGUUCGAAUACGCAAACCAAUCGGUCCGUUAGUGGUGCCGCUUGGUUCGAGUCCAGCUCCAACGCCACCCGGUCGUAGUCCAGCAAUGAGUCCAGCACCGUCCAUUCAUGAACGAGGACUGGGCUUCUAUCAAUCUACCGACGACGAACUGUUCAAAGAUGAACCGAUUGUGAUGAAGCAAGAGUUUUAUUGAAUGGAAUGGAAAGAAAAGAAUUUUUUUUUUGUUGUGGUGUGAAUGGAUACGCAAUUGAUGUACGUUUUGGUUGUACACGAUGUAUUUGAUGUAUUGGAAAAAGGCAAUUAAAAAUGCGUUUGUGGUUUGACGAAAGA
Molecule: messenger RNA, 4879 nt
Organism: Bradysia coprophila
Lineage: Eukaryota; Metazoa; Arthropoda; Insecta; Diptera; Sciaridae
Gene: Ino80
Product: chromatin-remodeling ATPase INO80
Biological process (GO): DNA repair; chromatin remodeling; DNA-templated transcription
Cellular component (GO): nucleus; Ino80 complex
Molecular function (GO): histone binding; ATP-dependent chromatin remodeler activity; ATP hydrolysis activity
Source: RefSeq, a predicted model, not a curated record